UGUGUUUUCUUGUAGCAACAUAUUAUGAAAUUGAUAAAACUUUAUCAUGAGGUUUGGCGUCAUAGCUAGGUUUUCGUCUAGCUAGCAAUUUAGUUUUUGACUUUUUGGAGGAACAUCUGCUCAAGUGAGAAACUUGUAGACACAGCUCUACUUAAUCAAGAUUGAUUACCAGUGGUCAGUGGAAGACUAGAAGAGGUGGGUUCUUCAUACUGUAUUAGCAAUUGAUUACUAUUGAUGGGCUUAAGCAAUUUACAUGAGCCUAAGAAUGCAUGAAUUUCAUAGUUACUUACUGAGCGUGUGAACAUAAGAAUGCAUGAAUUUCAUGAUUACCUAAUGACCGUGUGAACGAGACUCGUAGUUCUGUCGCCGAGAUCUUCAAAUAGCUCAAUUACUUCCAAAUCUUCAAUCUAUUCCUUUCGAGCAUUGGUAUUUACAUGAAAUUCGUCAAUCUAUUACAUGCAAUAACCUCUAGUUUAUAUAUUUCAAUACGUGAACACUUAUACUAACUAGAAUGAUUUGUUAAAUCGGGUUAGCAUCUCAGGUUCCUGGACAUUUGUUUCGUGUAAAGAGUAAAGACAACAAAAAUAGGAACAAAAUUAAAAUAAAACGAGUGAGACCAGAUUCUGGACAGCCGGCGUUUCAUUUGUUAGUUUAUACUUUCUGGCAUGGACUUCAUCGAAACCCGACAAUGACAUGCGAAGGGAAACACGUAUGCUACUGCCGGCUCUCUUUAUUACUUAUUAGUAUUAUUCUGCCCUGUUCUCCGUUUUGGGUGUAUGAAUUUUACAGUAGUUUCCGUACUUUGGCAGUAAUUAACUUUGCUCUCUUUCUUGUAUGUUGGUUUUUUUCAUUUCCCUUGAGACCUUGUUUUCUUCUUUUUUGGUUUCAUUUUUCAAUGAUAUUCACCACCCAAAGAGCAGUUGAAUCGGCUCCUCGAUGGAAAUAUGAUGUGUUUUUGAGUUUCAGGGGUGUAGACACUCGCAAGGGUUUCAUAUCCCAUUUAUACCACGAACUGCAGUACUGGCAAGCAAUCAAAACUUUCAAGGACGAUCGGGAGCUUGAAAUAGGAGCAUCUAUAUCUCCAGAACUCUUGACUGCAAUUAAAGGAUCACAUCUCGUCAUCGUUGUUCUCUCGCCAAACUAUGCCUCUUCCACCUGGUGCUUGGAUGAGCUUGCAGAAAUUAUUGAAUCCAGGGAAACGAGAGCCAACACAAUUCUGCCAAUUUUCUUUAAUGUGGAACCGUCUGAUGUACGUAAUCAAAGGAGGACCUUUGCUGAAGCGUUUGCUAACCAUGAGAAGUCCAUUGAUGACAUGAAGAAGGUUCAGAGGUGGAGAGCAGCAUUGAGAAAAGUGGCCAAUCUCUCCGGAUGGAAUUUAAAGAGUUAUCAAUCUGAAAGAGAGGUUAUCAAAGAUAUAGUCAUACGUGUGUGGAGUGAAGUGCGUCCUCUGAUCUCAUUGUCAGAUUCUACAGACAAGUUAGUAGGAGUUGAUUAUGGACUUACUGUAAUGAGUGGACUUUUAGCUCUUGAGGUGAAUGACGUUCGAUUUAUAGGGGUAUGGGGUAUGGGUGGUGUGGGUAAGACAACUCUUGCUAAGUUAGUGUUCCAAAGGCUUUCUCAUCAUUUUGAAAUCACCAAGUUUCUUUUCAAUGUAAGAGAGGUUUCUGCAAAACAUGGCACUCUGGUUGAUCUACAAAAACAGCUCGUUUCCCCAAUUUCAAAGGAGAAUACACAAAUUUGGGAUGAACAACAAGGGACUGAUUUCAUUAGGAAGUACUUGUUCAAUAAGAAAAUCCUUCUUAUCAUUGAUGAUGUUGAUCACUAUAACCAACUAGAAAUAUUGGUCGGAAAUAAAUCUUGGUUUGGUGAUGGAAGCAGAAUUAUUGUCACAAGUAGAGAUGAACGUUUGCUUAUCGAGCAUGAUAUAGAGUUGUCAUUCAAGGUUGAAGGGUUAAAUGACCACAAAGCUCUUGAGCUCUUUAGUCAGAAUGCCUUCAAGGAAGAUCAGCCUAAAGAUGAGUUUUUAGAAUUGUCCAAGUGUUUUGUAGAUUAUGCCAAAGGGCUCCCAUUAGCUCUGAAAAUUUUGGGGCGUUCUUUAUAUAAGAGAGAUCUAAAUGCGUGGAAUAGUGCAUUGGAUAAACUAAAGACCAUUCCUAUUCCAACUAUAUUUGAUUCACUCAAACUUAGUUUUGAUGAGCUAGAUGAUAUGCAGAAGAACAUUUUUCUGGAUGUUGCGCAUUUCUACAAGGGGAUGGAAAGGGGGCAAGUGAUUAAAAUAUUUGAAAGCUGUGGUCUUUGUGGUUGGAUUGGCAUAGAUAUUUUGAUUGAGAAAUCUCUGAUAACUAUUGAGAGCUUCGACAAUGUUGAGAUGCAUGAUUUAGUACAAGAAAUGGCAAGAGAAAUUGUUCGUCAAGAGUGUAUAGAAGAUCCUGGUCUACGUAGUCGUUUGUGCAAUCAAAAUGAUAUCUUUCGUGUAUUCAAGACUAAUACUGGAACAAAAGCAAUAAGAGGAAUCCGGUUGUGCUUACCUAGCUUAGAAGAAUCAGGCUUGAACUGGAAUCGAGGCUUUUCUAAGAUUUCUGAAUUAAUGUUUCUUGAAUUUGAUAAUUUAAUGAUUAAAUCAGGGCCCCAAUAUCUCCCUAGUACUUUAAGAACCCUGAAAUGGAGUUUAUAUCCUUCCAGAGUUCUUCCAGCAAGUUUCCGGCCAAAUUUACUUGUUGAACUUAAGAUGGAAGAUAGCAAACUUGUCCAGCUUUGGGAUGGGAAACAGGACUUUCCUAACUUGAAACGUAUGAAUCUUUGGGGCUCUUACAACUUAACCAAGACGCCAGAUUUCACAGGUGUUCCAAAUCUUGAGAUCUUGGGACUUGGAGGUUGUAGGAAUUUAGUUGAAGUUCACCCAUCCAUUACAGUUCACAAAAAGCUUAUACUGCUGAACCUCUUAGGCUGUGAAAGUAUUAAGAACUUCCCAACUGAGAUAGAAAUGGAAUAUCUUGAGGACUUUUACUAUGGUAAUUGCUCAAAAGUAAGGAUUCCAGACUUUGCAAGAGGGAUGAGAAAUUUAUUAAGUCUCGACUUAGAUGGAACUGUGUUAGAGAAAAGAACUUCAUCAAUGAAAUUCAGCUUUUGGAACUUACUCACCAAAAAGAGUUUGGAGCCUCUGGUAUCGUGUUUGUCUUCUCUAAGGGAGCUGCGGUUUCUGUCAACGUUGAGUCUUAACGAGUGUAAACUUGGUGAAGGUGAACUACCUGAUGAUAUUGGCUAUUGCAUGCCAUACCUUGAAGUCCUAUAUCUCACUGGUAAUAAUUUUGUUACUCUCCCUGCAAGCAUAAAAUGCCUGUCUGAGCUUCAGUUGAUUGAUAUGAGUAGGUGCAGAAGGCUUCAACAAAUGCCGGAUCUUCCACCAAGUCCGAGAUUAGUAGUAAGGCUGGAUGAUUGUGCUUCCUUGAAGAUGUUGUCAAGACAAUCACCAGUAGUGAACACUGUGAACGUAUUGAAAGUUUGGGACUAUUGUUUUUAUCUAACAUCAGUCAAUAGCUUUGGAUUGAUUGAUGAUGAAGGAUGGAAUGACGGAACAUUUUCGAUGCUCAAGCACUUUGCCUCUCAGUUACCCUGGCUCCCGAAAAUCCUUCUAAAGAUUGACGUUUUCACCAUUAUAAGUCCUGGAAGCAAAAUCUCAGCGUGGUUAAAUAUUCAAGGUGAGGGAGAUACAUUAUAUGUGGAGUUACCUUCGGAUCGAGAAUCAUGUAGAUCAAAGUGGACGGGGAUUAUGUUAUGUGUUGUUUUUUCAAAUCAUAAAACUACUCCAGCCGAGGUAGAUGAGUUUGUAGUUCGAUGUUCUUCACGAGGAAUAGUUUCCCAUCCCUUUCGGGCUAAAUUGGCAAGCCAUUUUACUGGAGAUCACAUUUGGGUGUUCUAUCUGCCUCGUGAACAAAUGCAGCGGGGUAUCACAAACAUCAGCUUCUUGUUUAAAGCUUAUUAUUCAACGUGGAGUUUGGAAGGCAUACCAAAAACUCCAUGCCCGGAUAGUGUAAAGAGGUGUGCGGCCCGUUUGCUAUGCGAGGAAGACUUGAAAGAGCUCGACAAUGCAACAAUGAAAAUCAGUAAGUGGAGUCGUAAGUAUUGCGACGACGAGGAGGCAGAAGAACUUCCAAGUAGUAGUGGAAGUGGAAGCGGAAAGGAUGGCCCUAGCAAAGAACCACUCUUCAAAAGACUCAAGGCAUGA
This is a messenger RNA of Argentina anserina (silverweed cinquefoil), 4225 nucleotides long. RefSeq names its product TMV resistance protein N-like. Gene Ontology annotation, molecular function: ADP binding. The coding region runs from base 689 to 4225 and encodes 1178 amino acids. The transcript has 4 exons. The record is from RefSeq and is a predicted model, not a curated record. Gene Ontology annotation, biological process: defense response; signal transduction. Lineage: Eukaryota; Viridiplantae; Streptophyta; Magnoliopsida; Rosales; Rosaceae.